GUUGAACACAUUUUCAUCAAUAAGGACCUGGCACUGAAUUCGAUUUCACGGUUUACAUGAUGUUAAUCGCAUUCUACAUAGGAUAGAAGACUUCAAUUCCCGCGGUAACCUCAAGACAAUCGGUCAGCGGCUUCAUUCUGAUAUUUCGAUCACUGUCUUCUUCAUUUUCGCCAUGUCGGAGGCGGCGAAUUCAUCGACCCCCGACAGGCAUAACACUGUAUUUGUAGUCACCCUGGUCUUUGCUGUGAUCGCCACAGUGUUCGUCGGCUUGAGAAUGUUGUCAAAAGGAUGGAUCGUAAAACGAUUCACGACGGACGAUUGGUUCACUGUUGCCGCCUGGGUCUUCAUGUUGGGAGUGACAGUUUCUAUCAUGAUAGGUGCGCGGGACGGAUUAGGAAUGGUGGAUUCAGAUAUUCCUCCUGACAUGGUCGACCCACAAGAGAGCGCCAUAUACGCUUUUACCAUCUUUUACAACCUGGCAAUCAUGACUACCAAAACGGCAAUCUUGAUUUUGUACGUUCGAUUGGCAGCCGCACAUGCCUUUCUUCGACGAGCUUCAAUCGCCACCAUGGCUGUGGUGAAUCUCGCAGGAGCCAUGCUGGUGCUACUCAACAUAUUUCGAUGCCGGCCCAUACGCGCUGCAUUCACCAGUAUUGACGGCUCCUGUAUCAACCUUGUUUCGAUAUUCUUGUCAACAUCUCCUAUCAAUAUACUCACCGACUUCGCUAUCCUUCUGCUUCCUUUACCUAUCUUGACCCGCCUUCGAAUGGAAUUUCGCCAAAAGGUCGUCCUUGUCGCCACUUUCAUUGUAGGGGGGUUCGUCACAAUCGUAGACGUUGUGCGCGUUGUGUACCUGCAGAAUGCUCUCAAGGCAGAAUACGCCGAGAACACCAACGAUCCGUCGAACACUGUCUCCCAACAAAACACCAGAAAUUAUGGUUAUCAUGUCAGUUAUUCGUUGAUGUGGUCUGGUAUAGAGGUAUCCGUGGGGUUGAUGUGCUGCUGUAUAUUGGUGCUAAAACCUCUGGUCAUGCGAGUUCUCCCAGCUAUCUUGAAAGAUCCCAACAAAUCAGCACUCACAGGAACUCUCCUUUCUUUCGACUUUUCACAACCUGAAGGCUCUCAAAGCCAAUCUCUUCCCUCAACAAGGGAAUUUGCCGGGACAUUGGGUAUGACGGUUGGCACUAGUGGUACUGACCCAACGGAAGUUUCAGGCGCUGCUGAAACGGAGACAAGGAAUGGAUUGAGGCAUCAGCAAAAUGGAGGAACUGGAAGGAGUGAUGAAGAUGAGACGUUCGACUUGUUUGAUAUGCUGGCUAGUGAUCCUCAACACUCGGGGGCUCAAGUGACCCAUCCUCCUCAUCGAAAGUCUGAAAGGCAGUCACAUUCGACGGCCAGCAAGAUCAAGAACAUGUUCGGUCAUCGACAUUCUGCUUCGACAGAUACAACCCAAGAACCUACUCAAGUCUUCUUUGAUUUUGUCCGUAUGGGCGGGAAGAAACCACUGACAGAGCUCACUGCCAAAGAGUCUCGUGGCCCUGUGAUCUUUGGAAGCAUCUUGUUUUUUAUCUGGGGCUUUUCCUAUGGCCUAAUGGGAACGCUCAAUGUCCGAGUACAAGAGAUCCAUGGCUUUUCCCCUUCUCAGACACUCGCUCUUAGCUGCUCUUACUGGAUCGCCUAUUUCUUUGCUCCCCCUGUCAUCGGUUAUUGGGUCAUCACUCGACAAGGCUUCAAAGCUACAUUUAUAACCGGUCUUGCCUUUUACUCAAUUGGAGCUAUGGCGUUCUGGCCAUCAGCUGUCCUUGCCAGCUAUGCUGGGUUCUUUAUCAGCAAUUUCCUUGUCGCUUUGGGUCUAGCUACUAUCGAAGUCGCUGCGAAUCCUUUCAUAGCCCUGGCUGGACCUGGACAGUACUCUGAAGCGAGGCUCAAUUUCUCACAAUCGAUACAGGCUGUUGGUGGAUUGAUCUCACCUAUCAUAGCCUCCAAAGUCCUUUUCGACGAGCUAAGUGGUAGCGAAAGCCUCUUGUUCAAAGUACAAUGGUGCUACCUUGCAGUGGCGAUAUUUGUCUUGUUCACGGCGGUCGUAUUUUUCUACGUGCCUUUAAGCGAAGCUGGGGAUGAGGAUCUGGAGAAAAUCGCAAAAGAGAGAAUGUCGAGAGCAGAGUUGCCCUCAAAUCCAAGAUAUUGUGGAAUACCGAUGCGCAUCUGGGCAUUGGUGCUAGGGAUAAUGACGUUGUGGUUUUAUACCGGAGCACAAGAAAACCUCAACUACUACUGGUCAACGCUGUCCGUCAUCAUAAAACCCUCUUUCGACAGUCUUUGGGGUCAAACUUUGGGACGUGUUGUCUUUGUCAUGGGACGCUUUGUGGCUGCGGUGUUAUGCUAUAUCGGAAUCCCACCUCGAUACAUUUUGGCUUGUUUUACUAUGGGCGCAUUCAUCACCACAAUUACUACCAUCGUCCUACCCACUGGCAAUGGUACCUACGCAAGUUUGAUCCUUAUCGAGUUCUUUGAAUCACCAAUCUUUCCUACCGUAUUUGCUAUCACUAUCCGUAAUCAAGGACGUCACACGAAAUCAACUUCCACUAUGUUGAUGAUGACCGCAUCUGGGAGUGCGGUUUGGCCGGCUGUGGCAUACGGUGUCAACCUUCGUUAUGAUGGCCGUUCUCGCCUCCUUUUGGUCCCUGCGGUCGUCUUAUUUGGUUUAAACUCAGCAUAUUCGGUAAUACUAAGCUCUACCAAGACGUGCAGGAGAUGGAUCGAUCCUCGUUGGAGCAAAGGAAAGCCAUUAUUGGAGAAGGGGACGAGGGAGAAGGAUGUGGGCUAUGGCGUGGGUUAUCCAGAGGGUGAUAUUGGAGAUCCCGGAAUAUCACCCAGACAGAGGACUGAGGAGCUGCAAUUGGGAAGUGAAGGAGGCUUUUUGAGUGCUCCUAUGACGAUGGGAUUGGGUUUGGAUCUCUCGGAACAAGAAGAGCAACAUCCAUCGGGUCCAGAAGAUUUUACAGAGAAAAGGACCGGUGCAGGUUGAAGGGCGGUUGCUUGUCAGAAUACUCAAGACUGUAGUACUAUAAUCAUUAAUGCUUGUCAGAAUACUCAAGACUGUAGUAUUAUAAUCAUUAAUGUGUUGUUGUAUGAUUAAACUUUUGGUUGUCUAAUGUCGAGAUGUAGUCAUGACAGAUGUCUUCUCCUAUCAAAUUGGGUGCUUCAUGCUUCAUGGCUUUCAAUUUGAGUUCCUUGCAUGUGGGAAUCGGCCCCAUUCAUUACGCAUGAGCUGUCCUAAUUUACGUUUAAUAGCUCUCAACUGCAAUAUCUACUAAUUUUUACACUGUAAGGAACGGAGAGAAGAUAGUGUUUAGCAGAACGGAAGAAGAAGACGAGAGGAGGAGGGAACGAAGGAAUUGGGGUGAUAAAUAUUAGCCGAGGAGAAGAGGAAGAGGAGAGCGAGGAAGAGAGAAGGGGGGAGGAAACCGGAUCAGAAGAAGCUCUCAGGAGAUCGGAGUCGGAGGAAGGAAGAGGAAAAGGGUGCUCGAGGGGGGAGAAAGAUUGGUCAGCUGUACAAUUAGGAAAUGAUAUAUAAAGAGUUCUUCGCGUAGACGAAAUGAAAGACAACCUUCAUAUUCUUCACACUUCUCUGGCUACCU
Messenger RNA from Cryptococcus deneoformans JEC21, 3641 nucleotides. Its product is annotated as L-fucose permease, putative. Bases 173 to 3028 code for a protein of 951 amino acids. The record is from RefSeq and is a predicted model, not a curated record. Gene Ontology annotation, molecular function: transmembrane transporter activity. The transcript is spliced from 4 exons. NCBI's taxonomy places the organism in Eukaryota, Fungi, Basidiomycota, Tremellomycetes, Tremellales, Cryptococcaceae. Gene Ontology annotation, biological process: transmembrane transport.